AUGUCCAGUCUUCACGAGCUCAUUCACCGACAGCGACCAGGACGAUGGCAAGAAUUCCGCGCCCGGCCUUGUGUCUUCCUCGCAAAAAUGCUUUAUGAUUGGUACGAGCCUAUUCCAGCUACGCCACUCACAAAACCCAUCGCGGUUGUCUGUAUCUCUGAUACUCACAACACCCAAACCGACGUCCAUGAUGGAGACAUUCUCAUCCAUGCUGGUGAUCUCACACAAUCUGGAUCUUUUCAGGAACUUCAAGAUUCGAUCACCUGGUUACGCAGUCUACCUCAUCCCACCAAAAUUGUGAUUGCUGGCAAUCAUGACCUACUACUUGAUUCAGCGCGGGAUGAUGUGUCCCAUCAAACAGCCUCCGGGCGAACUCAAAUCGACUGGGGAGAUAUAAUCUACCUCGAAAAAGAGGAAGUAACAAUUCAUUGCCCAAAUGGUCGUCAACUGAGGGUCUACGGAAGUCCCUACUCUCGCAGGCAUGGCAACUGGGCCUUUCAAUAUCCCCGAAAUCAAGAUGUGUGGGCUGGCUCAAUACCAGAUGGAAUUGAUGUGCUGAUUACUCAUGGCCCACCACUUGCUCAUCUUGACUUACUGAAGUAUGGCUGUCCUUAUUUGCUACAGACCUUAUGGAGAAUUCGACCGAGGCUACAUGUAUUCGGCCAUAUACAUGAGGGUUCAGGAACUGAGUUGAUGCUGUUCAACAGGCUCCAGGAGGCGUAUGAGGGCACUGUCGCUGCUGGAGGGGGCUUGAAAAAUCUACUGUUUACAGCUUGGGAGUUUGCUAAGGAAGUCCUACGCCCAGCCGUGGAAGCAAAAUUCUUAGACAAAGAAUGCAGGUAA
Messenger RNA from Penicillium verrucosum, 843 nucleotides. RefSeq names its product metallophosphatase domain-containing protein. The transcript has a single exon. Gene Ontology annotation, molecular function: hydrolase activity. The record is from RefSeq and is a predicted model, not a curated record. Lineage: Eukaryota; Fungi; Ascomycota; Eurotiomycetes; Eurotiales; Aspergillaceae. The coding region runs from base 1 to 843 and encodes 280 amino acids.